AUGAUGUUUAGGAUAUUGCUCAACAUUUUCGUCAUCUCUCAGAUAAUAUUUUUGUUGCUAUCACCCACUUUAAAAGAGUUCUGGUUGUUUUCCUUUUAUUACCAGCGAAUUUUCGUACCAUUUUUGAAAGAUGAUCGCAAAUAUAAGUGGAAGUACCACCUCGUACCAAUUUUCUACGUCACAUUAUAUACGUAUAUGGUAUUGCUAUAUUUUACAAAGUUAAAUCCCAUCAUCAAAAGUCAACUUACUAUACUAGAAAGAUGGGUGAUAAUUCCAUUUAGCCUCUUGAUUUCUCUAUUGUCAGGUAUUCUCACAAUGAGAAUCCGACCAGAAUCAUCAUUGGGCUUUAACUCGAGUCCAUACCAAGAUUUUGAAUUUGACAGUUUGAUCUUUUAUCCCAACACGUUCUGUAGUACAUGCCGUUUAGAAAAGCCCGCCAGAUCGAAACAUUGCAACAUUUGUAAUAGAUGUGUUCUUCUUUCGGAUCAUCAUUGUAUAUGGGCAAAUAAUUGUAUUGGAUUAGGAAACUAUCAAUAUUUUUAUACCUUCCUUGUUUCAAACACAUUGUUAUUAGGAUACGCAUUUUUAAGAAUUAUUUUACUGACAGCAUAUUCUGAUAUUGGUUUUCCAAAUAUCGUUCUAACAUUUUUAAUUUUGAGUGGUGCUUUCUUUGCUAUUUUGCUAGUCUUCACUUACUUACAAUUUGCUUUAGUAUACGAUGGAAUGACAACAAACGAAAAGGAUAAGUGGUUCACAAUACAAGAAUUUAUGAGGGAAGGUAGAUUGAUAAGAACUGAUAAUGGACAAUGGUUAAUUGCUCACCCUGAAGAGCCUGCUGGCCAGGCAACAAGAUUUUAUAGCACAAAUGCAUACGAUCAUACCAUCUAUUGCCCAGUUAAUUUCAGACCGAUUACCCAUCAUGAUGAAAUUCCAAAUAUAUAUGACAAAGGUUCUUUCUUAAAAAAUUUGAAGGAAUUAUGUAAAUAUUAA
Kazachstania africana CBS 2517 is the source of this 990-nucleotide messenger RNA. RefSeq names its product palmitoyltransferase SWF1 (gene SWF1). Gene Ontology annotation, biological process: peptidyl-L-cysteine S-palmitoylation; protein targeting to membrane. The record is from RefSeq and is a predicted model, not a curated record. NCBI's taxonomy places the organism in Eukaryota, Fungi, Ascomycota, Saccharomycetes, Saccharomycetales, Saccharomycetaceae. Gene Ontology annotation, molecular function: protein-cysteine S-palmitoyltransferase activity. The transcript has a single exon. Bases 1 to 990 code for a protein of 329 amino acids. Gene Ontology annotation, cellular component: endoplasmic reticulum; Golgi apparatus.